AUGUCGCUGGAGCACGGUGCUGUCCGACCUGCGGCUGAGGAUGGCUCCGUGUCUUUCGACAUCGUGAGCAAGUGGGAGGAGGACGCGUCUGCGGAUCCGAAGAUCCAGCUCUCGCGAACGAUCCUCUCGCAUACCAAUCUCCAGGAGGCGUUGCUCUCUCGGUCGGCGAUCGUUGCGGACCCUCACGUCUAUAACACCGAGGUUGCGUUCAAGACCAGCCCUAUCACCUCGCAGAAAUCGAGUGGUCGAUGCUGGCUCUUCGCGACCACCAAUGUUCUCCGGUACAAUAUCAUGCAGAAGUUGAAUUUGAAGGAGUUCCAGCUCUCGCAGUCGUACGUAUUCUUCUGGGACAAGCUCAACAAGUCGAACUACUACCUCGAGCUUUCCAUCGAGCUCGCGGACCGACCACUCGAUGAUCGUCUCGUCAACCACCUGGCUGGGGACCUGAUCAGCGACGGUGGCCAGUGGGAUAUGGCUGUGAACAUUCUGGAGAACUACGGUGUCGUCCCGCAGCCAAUCUACCCCGAGUCCACUCACUCCUCGCUCUCUGGACCGCUCAAUACGCUACUGAAGACCAAGCUCCGUGAGGAUGCUCUGAUUCUCCGAGAGCUGGCGGCCAGUCUUCGGGCCAACUCUUCGCUUUCCGAGGAGGCGGUUUUGGCUACGCUCCGCUCCAAGAAGGAGUCGCUGAUGGCGGAGGUGUACACGAUCAUGUCGGCCACGUUGGGCGUGCCGCCGAAGCCCGACGCACCCUUCACCUGGGACUACUACGACGCCGACGGCAAGCCGCACACGUGGACAGGCACCCCCCUUGAGUUCUACAAGGCGUUCCACGCCAAGUCGUAUGCUCCUUCGGACUGCUUCUCUCUCAUCAACGACCCUCGGAACGAGUACGGAAAGCUCUACACCGUCGACAAGCUGGGCAACGUCUGGGGAGGGCGCCCAGUUCUCUACGUCAACACCAAAAUCGACGACCUCAAGAAUGCGGUCGUGAGGAUGGUCAAGGCGGGCGUUCCGGUCUUCUUCGGAUGCGAUGUCGGGAAGUUUUCUGAUCGGGUGAAGGGUAUCAUGAGCACUGGGCUGUACGAAUAUGAGAACGCGUUCAACAUCAAGCUCGGUUUGACGAAGGCCCAGCGCCUUCAGGUCAACGAGUCAGCCAUGACACACGCCAUGGUGAUCUCUGCGGUUCACCUGGAUGGAUCUGGAAAGCCAGUGCGCUACAAGGUCGAGAACUCGUGGGGUGAGGAGCCGGGAGAGAAGGGCUGGUUCGUGAUGACCGACAAGUGGUUCGAGGAAUUCGUUUACCAAGUCGUUGUGCCUAAGUCUCUGGCACCCAAGGAGCUGGUAAAGGUCUUCGAGGGUAAGGAGAGGAUUGUCCUCCCUGCGUGGGACCCGAUGGUGCGUAAAUCUUUCAUAGGCUGGACGAAGUGUUCACACCAGCGCACUGUAAUACAGGGCGCCCUGGCUUAG
Messenger RNA from Punctularia strigosozonata HHB-11173 SS5, 1470 nucleotides. Its product is annotated as peptidase C1B bleomycin hydrolase. The transcript has 5 exons. Gene Ontology annotation, biological process: response to toxic substance; L-homocysteine catabolic process; proteolysis. NCBI's taxonomy places the organism in Eukaryota, Fungi, Basidiomycota, Agaricomycetes, Corticiales, Punctulariaceae. Gene Ontology annotation, molecular function: cysteine-type aminopeptidase activity. The record is from RefSeq and is a predicted model, not a curated record. The coding region runs from base 1 to 1470 and encodes 489 amino acids. Gene Ontology annotation, cellular component: cytoplasm.